Messenger RNA from Lasiosphaeria miniovina, 1344 nucleotides. RefSeq lists its product as uncharacterized. Lineage: Eukaryota; Fungi; Ascomycota; Sordariomycetes; Sordariales; Lasiosphaeriaceae. The transcript has a single exon. The record is from RefSeq and is a predicted model, not a curated record. The coding region runs from base 47 to 1117 and encodes 356 amino acids.
UGAACCUCUCUACACCUGACAUUCAUAAUCUGGGGGUAUCCGACAUAUGAGGAAUGGCUUGAGAGCAUUUGAUAAAGGGGGAGAGGGAAAGACAAGAGGAAAGAAAGAAAACAUGAAAGAUGCCAAUGGUUUGAUUACCGGGUUUAAAAACCCGCCCCCCAUUCUAAAACUGCCGUCAUGCCGUCUCAGGGGCAGCGGCGGGAUGCGCAUGCCUCUUGGGCAUGGGCAGAUUGAGCUUUGGCUUCGCGACCUUGCCCCAUAUCCCCCACAGCUUGCUGUAGGCGAGGUACGAGGCGGCCUGCUUGUUCCUGGCCGACAGCUGCAGCAGGCGGGCGGCAUUGUCCUUGUCCUUGACGAGGGCGAGGUCAUCGCCGACCAGCGUGCCGUCGCGCGCCAGCUCGCGCUCGAGGUCCUUGAAGUCGGCCAGGUGCUCGGCGCCGGGGAUGACGUUGAACUGCUUCCACAGCACGCCCUCUUCCGCGAAGGCGGCGUUCUGGUCGCACUCGACGCAGCGCACCUGGCUGCGGUCGACGCGCAGGUCCGGCACCACGUCGGGGAACUGGUCCAUCACCUCCUUGAUCGUUGGCGGGAGCUUGGUCGAUGUCGUCGCGUGCCAGCAGCUGUUGUAUUCGACAUCGUGCUGCUGGUGGUGGUGUUGUUUAACUUGUUUUUGGAUCUGCUGUUUCUUCUUUCCGCCCAUGAUCCUUUGUCUUGUGCCAGGCAAGUGAAAGUAAAAAGACACGCAAAUAAGGUGAUAGGUAAAGAAAGGAGCGUUGAUCAGCCUGAUAUAAUUAACUUGGGGACCCACGGUUCCACAGGACCCGGCCACUUCACUUUAUAUACGUGGCCCCCAAGUAGCCGGGGAAGCGGGUGGGUGUGUUGGCCGGCGGCCGUGUUUUGGCCGCCUCGGCCGGUGGUUUGCCCACAGAUUAUUAUGAAACACGGCGGCGUUGCAGCUGGAAUUGCUGAAAUCUCACCGCAACUGGCUGCUUGUUGUGGCCGUGGAAGCUCGGGUUAUCAGAACAGGCCGGCAGGGCAGAAUAGGGGCCAAAUGAUCUACCAGAAGCCCCCACGGCUCUGCGAAGAGUCCCCCAUACCUGUCGUCCAAUGUGUUUGACAACAGGCCAUGGUCUGCACUCUGUAGCCAAGUACCUUACGUAUGACAACAUGAUGGUCUACCAAGGUGGCCUGGAUUCUUGGUUAGGGCAACAUUGCAAGCUCUUAUGAGGUUUUCGAAUUUGCAUUGUGUCGAUAAAAGGCAUUGUCAAAACUUCACAGGUCUUCUUAUUAUAGGGGAAAUAGUUGCUUUUAUUAUCUCCAAGCCAUUAACUUGUGCAAUUUGGC